This is a messenger RNA of Octodon degus (degu), 716 nucleotides long. It is a transcript of the gene Rex1bd, whose product is annotated as required for excision 1-B domain containing. The record is from RefSeq and is a predicted model, not a curated record. Bases 22 to 564 code for a protein of 180 amino acids. The transcript is spliced from 5 exons. Lineage: Eukaryota; Metazoa; Chordata; Mammalia; Rodentia; Octodontidae.
GCCCGCUGGGGUUGCACAGUCAUGAUCACCGCAGGGGCCGCGUCGGGUUGCCCGGUCGCCGUGGCGCGCGACCCUGCAGAUGCUACUGAAGCCCUGGACCUUCAGGAGCUAGGGUGGCCCUGGAAAGAUGCCCCGGUGCGGACGCUGGUGCGGCGCAUCGAGCAGCUGCAGGCUGAGCGCGCGCGGGCCUUCGGCCAGCUGGAGGCAGCCCACCGCCAGUACCUGCAGAGCGGCCCGCAUCACGACUUUGCGCGCUACCGGAGCGCCGUACACGAGGUGACCCAGGCCUUCGCCGCCGCCUCCCGCGAGGUGCUGGCGCUGGAAGCCGAACUGGCCGGGCCGCGCGUGCAGCCGCUGCUCGCUAGCCACAUCCGCAGCCUGCAGCAACUGGAGCAGACGCGCCUGGCCACGGUGGCCAUGCUGCAGCUGAUGGCGAUCCCAGAGCUGGCCAAGCAGGACCCCGACACACGGACACACCAGCUGAAGCUGAAGGUAAUUAAAACCAUGGAGGCGAUCGGCGAGGUUCUCCAGGACCUUAGGUUUGAUGCGGAAUCUGCAGAGUGAUGGUGGCUCCCCGGGGACGCCCCGAGAGAGCUGGGAAAUGAGGCCGGUGGCGUCCAGCCCAGCCCCGACCGCCAGCUGGCCGAGGUCGUGGCCCCUGGGGCCGGGAGCCCUCUGCUGCGGCACCGCCCACAAUAAAGCAGCCUGUGUCUGUA